AUGCACCCCCUCGACGGCACCACUUCCAGCAAACCCACCACCACCACCACUACCACCCCAAAACCCAAACCCCAUAAACGUAUCUCAGCCCUGAAAUGCAUCUUCCUCCGCAAGCCACGCGCAUCCACACCCGCAUCCACACCCGCAUCCGCACGCACACCACCAAACUCGACCUUCGCCUGCUGCCCCCCAGACGAUGACCCACCAGCGCCAAUGCGCAUCCUCUCCCCGCGCGCAACACAGAGCGAGCCACUAGCUCGAGCUCCAACACGGCAUUCGCUUUCGUUCCACCGGCAGUCGAAGACUGGCGGCACGGGUAGUGGGCUAAUGGCGGCAGUGGCUGUGGGCCAGGAGCUGGAGAGUAAGGGCGCGGUGAUGCAGAUGGGGAGGGAGGGCGUACUGCCGCUACCGCUGCCGCUGACGUCGGUGAUGGCGGUGGGGACGCCGGCGAGUCCGACGAGGGAGGCGGCGCUUGGUAGUCAUCCUGUUGUGAGAGGUGGAGAGGGAGAGGGGGAUGAAGAGGGGGAGUCGGUGUAUCAGACGCCUGUUGAGGAGAUGGAGAAUGGAGAUGGGUAUUUUGGGGGCAAGUGA
Dothidotthia symphoricarpi CBS 119687 is the source of this 591-nucleotide messenger RNA. RefSeq lists its product as uncharacterized. The coding region runs from base 1 to 591 and encodes 196 amino acids. The transcript has a single exon. Lineage: Eukaryota; Fungi; Ascomycota; Dothideomycetes; Pleosporales; Dothidotthiaceae. The record is from RefSeq and is a predicted model, not a curated record.